This is a messenger RNA of Penaeus vannamei (Pacific white shrimp), 1773 nucleotides long. The record is from RefSeq and is a predicted model, not a curated record. Lineage: Eukaryota; Metazoa; Arthropoda; Malacostraca; Decapoda; Penaeidae.
AGAACAAAUUGAGUGGGAGAUGGGGAGAGAAAGGAGAGGAGAGAGCCUCCCACGAGAGGUUGGGGCCCCGCACUGACCGCGGUGUUGUAUCGUUACAGGGAAGGCGAUGUCCAUGCGGAGCCCGCUCGUGUACAUACCGGUGCUGUGCCCCUUCUGUGGCAAGAAAAUCAGUAACAAGUACAAUCUCAAGACCCACGUGCGUAACAUGCACCCGGACACCUUGGAGGCGCUCACACAGAUGGAGGAUAUUUAGAUGAUGAUGAUGGUGAUGGUGGUGAUGAUGUGAUGUUGAUGGCGCCCCGAGGGAAGCAUUGUAUGCGUGAGAGUAGGGGGAGACAUGCUAAGGGAAGGAGAUAGAGAGGGAGGGAGAGAAGGAGGAUGGCGACCCGCUCUUGAAACGUUUUAGGACUGGACGUCUGAGGAGCUUGGAGCAUGCAGGCGGGAGUGCUUCUGGAUCUUCCUCUUUAUCACCUGACAUGACCCGUAGCUGUAGUACUUAAUGACUUGUUUUAGACGUCAAAAUGUGAUUGACGAGAACCCAAGUUGGUUUUUAUCACUUUAUUUGUGUAUCUAUUUUGAGAAGAUUUGAAGAGUAGUCUAAGUAGUUAGCCCUGGCGUGUGUCCUGCCCGUGUGUAAUGUCCUUGCCGUAGUGGGUGUCCAGGGAGCCAGGGAUCAUGAUGGUGGCCGCUUACGGCGUGUUGUCUUUGUUGCAGGGGCGCGGGCGUGGGUGGUGGGCGGGGGAGGGUCGGUGUCGUGCCCGGUGUGCGGGAAGCGGCUCAGCAACAAGUACAACCUGCGGAUCCACGUGCGGGACAAGCACGAGACACACGAGGGAUCCCGCCCCACCUGCGCCACCUGCCGCAGGACCUUCAAGAACGCCAACAGCCUGCGGGUGCACGCCAUCAAGCAGCACGGCCUGGUCAGCACGCGGCGGCGCCUCAGGGCCCUAUACCACAACUCUCUGGGCGGCGUGGCGCCCACCUCCGCGCCCGCAAGCGCGCCCGGUCCUACGCUCUCCCCCUCCAUCGGCCACACGCCUACCGCCACCCCUGCUCCCGCCCUCAGGCAGCAGCACUACAUCGAGUCGUAUCAGCGACCUGUGACGAGCAGCGCCCCGGCUGGCCACGUGCUCUCGGGCAUAAGUGAUGGUGGCGGCAGGGGCAUGAGCGUGGCCAUGGACGAUGGCUUGGACGUUGGCGCGGGUGGGGUUAUGGGCGGCGAGGGCGGGCUCGUGUGCGACGACGACGUGCUGAACACCUACGCGACACCCCUGCCUCACGUGGGCGCGACGCAGGGCCACCACGUGCUCCUGGAGGAGCCGAGCCCCCGUCUCACCUCGCCGGCGUUCCGAGAGGCGCGGCCGCAGCCGCUGCUGCAGCCACACAACACUCACGCCGGCGACCAGGGCCCCUGAGGCACCGCGGCGGCAGGGCGGGUCCGGGGAGGGGGGAGGGUAGGAGGUAGGGCGCGGGGUAGUGCACUGGUGACACCUGCGACGUGACAGUAUUUUGUAACGUGUUGUCUAGAUUGUUUUUUUUUUCUCUCACUCUUCCGUCACUUGACCUGGCGGAAGGCGCAAAGGUCACGGUUUUUGUACUGUAAACGCUCACUUUGUAUUUUAAUAUAACAUGUAAUGAGUCCUUUCUGUUCGGCUUCAUAGAUUUGUGAAUUUAGAUUACACAGGCUUCUACGUUGUGUGGCGUAUACCUAAGGUCUAAGCGUAAAUUUUCGUGAUAUGUACCAGAUUUUUGUAUUAAAAAUCGUGUAUGAAU